Messenger RNA from Monoraphidium neglectum, 402 nucleotides. RefSeq lists its product as hypothetical. The transcript is spliced from 4 exons. Bases 1 to 402 code for a protein of 133 amino acids. Lineage: Eukaryota; Viridiplantae; Chlorophyta; Chlorophyceae; Sphaeropleales; Selenastraceae. The record is from RefSeq and is a predicted model, not a curated record.
AUGCUUGCGCAGAAGACCGCGCAUUGCACAGGUGUGGCAAAGAGGCCUGGACCUCUGCACGGCGCACGGCCCAGGCUGUUCUCAUUCGGUGCCAAGAAGUCCAAGGAGGCGCCUACAAAGCGGCCGACAGUGGUGCCGAGCCCCUCAUUCAAUGUACCGCUGGGUCUGCUUGUGAUCUCCGGGCUGUCAGCCUAUGAGGGCGUCACGCCUUUGGCAGGCAUCGCAGGUCUCCUAGGCGUAUUUCUGGCCAUCCAGGCGACGCGCGUCAAGUUUGUUUUUGACGACGUGGGGCUGGAGGUCGUCAUUGCUGGCAAGGAGGAGGAGGAGACGGAGAACAAGUUUGUGGGCGGCCGCAACCGCUGGUCAUACGACUCCUUCAUCAACUGGGUGGGCAACUUGUGA